Messenger RNA from Strongylocentrotus purpuratus (purple sea urchin), 1964 nucleotides. RefSeq names its product STE20-related kinase adapter protein alpha-like. Gene Ontology annotation, molecular function: ATP binding; protein kinase activity; protein serine/threonine kinase activator activity. The transcript has 10 exons. The record is from RefSeq and is a predicted model, not a curated record. The coding region runs from base 372 to 1511 and encodes 379 amino acids. Gene Ontology annotation, biological process: protein phosphorylation. NCBI's taxonomy places the organism in Eukaryota, Metazoa, Echinodermata, Echinoidea, Camarodonta, Strongylocentrotidae.
AGAGGGAUCAUGGGGGGACGGAGCGGGAGAAGAGGGCGGAUUUGAGGGAGGCCUAGGCCAAAGACGAGAGAGAGGAAAUAGUGAGAGUGUGAGAGAGUGUAUGUGAGAAAAAUAGGAGAGAGAGUCAGAGAGCUAAUUCCUGGAAAAUAACAACAAACCCCGCAACAAACAAAUAUCAAGUAUCGAUAAUGCGUGUGAGUGUGCGAUUGUGGUGAUCGAAUUGGGAUCGACGCCUGCUUUGUUUACGUUUUUGCGAAUCAGGAAGGCUGCGAAUUCAUCAUUAGUUUUUCUCCUAUAUUACCAUUUACUUUGAAAGAGUUGCAUCAGAAUUUUGUCAUUGUACUACAUCGAUAUUUUGUAAACAGGACAAAAUGGCUGAUGUACAAUAUGAAGGGGAUGCUAGGCACUACACACUUCUGACUCUAAUUGGACGUAACUUUGAGGGUAAUGCUGUUGUCCAUAUUGCUAGACAUGUUUCUUCAGAUAAUCUGGUGGCAGUCAGAAGAAUCAACCUAGACAAAGUUAAAGACAGUUUUGUUGAACUUCAUCAAGAAUGCAAUUUCUCCAAGCUGAUGCAACAUGAACACAUCCUACCACACUACACAUCAUUUGUGAAUGCCAAUGAACUAUGGGUGGUCAUGCCUCUUAUGGAACAUGGUUCUGCUAGGGAUUUACUAGAUAGGAACUGCCCCGAUGGUUUGAAGGAGAGUGUGAUAGCACAGAUCAUGAGAGAUGUUGUUCUGGCUCUAGACUACCUUCAUCGGAUGGGCUUUAUCCAUAGGAGUGUUAAGGCCAGUCACAUCCUGCUCACACAAUCCGGUGGAGUUCAUCUAUCCGGUCUUAGAACAGCAGUCAGUAUGGUGGAAGAGGGCAAACGGCUCAAAGCAGUAUUUGAUUUCCCUACCAGGAACGCAGUCAGGAACUUGCCAUGGCUGGCAACAGAAGUUCUGGAACAGAAUCUUCUUGGUUAUGAUGCCAAGUCAGACAUCUACAGUGUUGGUAUCACUGCAUGUGAGCUGUCCAACGGGUGUGUUCCUUUCUCAGACAUGGUACCAAUGAAGAUGUUACUUGAGAAGAUCAAUGGUACGACCCCCAAGCUCCUGGACUGCUCUACUCUGUGUGAUGUUGAUGGGGUUCAGCCUCAGGAUACAGGCUUGAGGGUGGACAGUGGCAUCGGUGGAAGCACGGGGCUAGCCAACGUUCCAGAUCCCUACCAGAGGAGGUUCUCAACUCAUUUUCAUGAUUUCAUGGAAGUCUGUCUCAGAAGAGAUCCCGUGGAUAGACCCAGUGCCUCUCAACUCCUGCAACAUCCCUUCUUCAAGCAAGUGCGGAAAUCAUCCAGUGAUGUCCUUGGUCCAAUGCUUCAAGCCGUCCACCCUCUCUCUCAGCUGACAGAGGGCAAAGUAGAUGACCAAAGUGAGUACAUAGACAACUCUGAGGUGGGGAACAUAGCAGAAGCAGUGGAGAAGUUUGAGUCUUUGGACAUGGUGGAUCCGUGGGAAUUUGACUGAAGAGUUCAACCAUUCCAUCCAUAUCUCUUCAGAGUUUGAUGUUGUCCGACGUCGCCAAUCAUCUACACUGUCCCAGAUAGAUGAUGUAACAUGACUAACUCUCCAUGUAUGUUCUAGGAGAGCUGUGUACAAAUGUAGAUGAUGAACAUUUAGUGCAAAUGAUGUGAUGCAAGCACCUUUGUCGCAGCGUUGGUUGUCAAAGUUUUGAUGCGGUUCUCGUGUUGAUUAAGAAGUAAUGCAAGGACUUUGACGUUCAUGUAGACAUGAUGUUCAUCCAAGACAUGAUUACAGAUGUCAUUCAUUGUGCAGUAGCUACCUUAUGUGUAGAACAACAAAAAUGAAUUGUGCAAUAGUUAUAGACUACGUAGAGGGGCAAUAAGAACUGCGAUGUCCUACACGGUGUGGAUGCUAAACAUAGACUCAUAUCUUCAUAGGGCUGUGUCAAUGUAAUCU